Messenger RNA from Culex quinquefasciatus (southern house mosquito), 5128 nucleotides. RefSeq names its product bromodomain adjacent to zinc finger domain protein 1A (gene Acf). The record is from RefSeq and is a predicted model, not a curated record. Gene Ontology annotation, biological process: chromatin remodeling. Gene Ontology annotation, molecular function: protein binding. NCBI's taxonomy places the organism in Eukaryota, Metazoa, Arthropoda, Insecta, Diptera, Culicidae. The transcript is spliced from 4 exons. The coding region runs from base 1 to 4680 and encodes 1559 amino acids.
AUGCCUCUGCUUCGCCGGAAGUUGUUCGAAAAGGUCACCGAGCCGGAACGGCUCCGGGAUGGGGACGAGGUUUUUUACUGCGAGACGACCAACGAAAUUUUCAGCAACUAUGAGGACUAUUUCCACCGUGUUAUGCUCAUCUCGUCGAUUGUGUGGAGCUGUUCAAUAACGGGAAAGCCCAACCUAACGUACGCGGAGGCGCUCGAAUCGGAGAAGCAAGCCCGGCGCCUCCUGCGAACAUUCCCGGUGGCCGUCAAGGGGCCGUUCCUGAUGGUGGCUUCCAAGACGAAGCGCAGCUCGUUCAACGAAAUGUUGGAAGACGUGUUUGGCUUUAUCAAAGAUCACUUCUUUGAGCAGGAAAUUGUGGACGCGAUGGAGCCAAGUGGCCGGAAGUACCGCGAGGCCACCAUUGUGGAAGUAAUCGCGCCAAACACCAAGUCCAGCCCCGUGAAGGCGGAAAAAAUCCGUUACCGAGUGCAGUCCGACGACGGCAACAAGCCCAAGGAGUGGACAGUUCUUGCGGAAAACCUUAAGCGCGAUCGUAGCGCCACGACACGAGACAAAUGCAAGCUUUUCCUGAAGCAGCACGUCGAGCAGGUAGCGGGCGUACUGAAGAUCAAGGAAGCGUCGUUCAAAAAGUUCGUCACUGAUGAGAAACUCAAAGAGCAGCAGGUAUUCUUCGGUAAACCGCCCGACUUUGAACAGUCCAAGCGGCUCAAGCAGGCUGAGGAGAAGAAAAAUCGCCUGGAGCAGGAGAAGAAGAAUCCCUCGCCGCCAAAGCCAGGAAGUGGCAAGAAGCGCGGACCGAAACCGGGACAGAAGAAGGACGACAAACAGCAGAGCAUCUCAAAAUAUCUCAACAAGUCCACCGAAGAUGGCGCAAAACCGGACAAAAAGGCAGCAAACAACAAAGACUCCAAGGACUUGAAGGAGGAGAUGGAGCGGUUACGCAAGGAAAAGGAAGAGAAGGAAGCGCAGGAGAAGAAGCGGUUGGAGGAACAGAAGGCUGUUAUAAACGAGCAGGUGCUGGUUGCCCUGAAGAAGUACAAUCGUGUUGGUGAAGAUCAAGAGCUGAUUGACCAUAAAGUUAUUCCCAAGGCAAAGCCAGUUAAGACCCUGAUUGGAACGCGCCAUUUUAGCGAUUUUAUGUACGUCCUGGAGUUUGUGACAUCCUUCUCCGAGCUGCUCUCAAUCAAGGACAAAUUUGCCAACGGCCUCACGAUGGACCUGCUGGAGCGAGCGCUACUGUUGAAAGAGGUCAACGGCCCGCUGAGUGACAUCUUCCAAGUCCUUCUCAGCACCAUCUUUUCGCACCAAAUUGAGGAAGAAAACGAAGUGGCCGUUCGGUACGACCCGUCCGGCGACGUCGGAACACGCAAAGCUUACACUUCAGUACUUAAGCAGGCCACCAAAGCGGCCGUCUGGUGCGAGACACACUACUGCACCAAGCUAAGCGAACUGCCGAUGGAUUCCACCACCGUUUCCGAGCUGCUUCGACUGCACUUCCUUUCGUCCGGAGCGCUAAUCGAAGAAAAGGGUUCCAAAUGGCGGUACGCAAUGCGUGGCGGAUACCACAGUUGUGACGACCCGGGAAUGCAGCUGGUGCUCGACUAUCCGCACAUCUUUCGUGCGCUCAAAUCACACACCGUUUUCGCGAUGCCAGUUGGCGACAUUUUAAAGAUCUUAAAGUGUCUCAUCGACCAACUGUUGACGUACAGCAGCGUCCGCGAACUCGUUGAAGAACGGCUGGAGAAGGCUCGCGUAGCGCGGCAGCAGUACAACACGGUGAACGUGGCCAAGCGCAAGCGAGAGGCACGCGUCGUCUCGGAAAAGUGGGACAUGAAGAACGACAUCAAGAAGAAGGUCACGGCUCACGAAGGUACGGUCGAGCAAAAGCUUGCGCUGCGAAAAGAGUUGGAGGAGAAAAUGGCCCAGGACGUGGUUAAAAUGGACGCCGAAGCCGAGAGGGACGUCAAGGUUCUCCAGAAAGACAUUGACAAGUUCAAGGAGAGCUUCUUUGACUAUCAAAUCUACCUGGGGACAGACCGCGCGCAUCGCAGCUAUUGGCUGUUCGAGUCGCUGCCGGGAUUGUUUGUCGAGCACGAUCGUACCUUUUCCGGGAAGUGUGCCGACGAGCCAAUGCUCAAUAUUCCGGAACUGGCCGUUUGUCCAGAGGAUCGACGUAAAAAGUUUAUCUCGCAGGUCAUCAGCAACAGCGACAAGUUGACUGGUGAAAAGGAGCUCAAGGUUAUCCACGAUGACAUCGCGAUCAGUAAACUGAUGUUGAAUGGUUGUGCCAAGCUCAAGGCGAACAAACCCGCCAUCAACGGCACGGCCGCCGACGGGGAUCCUUUGGCGAUGACGGAUUUGGUAACGCCGACGAACGAAGAGUUGAUGAUGUGCACGGCGAACCCAAAGGCUUGUCCGAUCCACACGGACAACUUCCCGGGAACAGUUCGUUGGGGCUAUUACAACACUGAAGAGGAGAUUAACGCGCUUAUCGAAAGUUUGAACCCUCGUGGAACGCGUGAGAAGGCGCUCCGCGAAAAUCUGGAAAGCGAAAAGGAGCUUAUCCUGACGCACAUUUCGGGCUGUCCCGUUGAAAAACUUUCGGCCGAAGCAAACGAACAAGAAACGAUUCUCGCAGCGAUCGUCAACAAGUCUAGCAGAAAGUACGACGCGCCCAACUUUAACCACGAGCCCGGAACUGAUCCAAAUCUGAUCCUGGAGACGUCCCUGCGGGAGAACGUGCUCGAGUUGGAGUCAAAAAUCACGGUCGGCUAUUUGGGCGCGAUGAAGGUUUCCGACCGGGACGAGUGGCGUAACGCGCUGGAACAGUUUGAGUACAAACAGCUGUCGGAACCACUCCGAUGGGGACCAAAUCGGGUGAUGGCGCUGAAAGACCCGAAGGAUGAACAGCAAGACCAGGAUCAGGACGACGAGGGAAUGGAGGACGACGCGUCAGACAUCGAUUGUGAUAAGCUGUUGUCGCAUGAAAAAGACCCGGGUUACAAUCUACCAGACACGAUGAUCAUCGAGUCGGAAGAUUCCAGCGACGAGGCGAUCCUGUUGCACGAUUCGGUCACGCUGCACGAUAAAGUCCACAGUUUAGCAAAGGCCCUACUUCAGAUCGAACAGUGCGUCGAUUCCAAGUUUUUGAUCUAUCCGUUUGGACCUAAGAAGAACAUCAAGGACAAGGCCAACAUUACGAAGCAAACGUACAAGGGCCAGAAGAAUCUCGCCAGCUGGGAAGAAUCGCUGAUGCGGGCGACCAACUUUUCGCAAAUUUUCCUGCACUACAACGUGCUGUACGACGCAAUCCAGUGGUCGCGUUCGGCGGAAAAGAUCGCCUGUAUGAUUUGCCGUCGCAAGGGAGAUCCGUCCCAGACGCUGCUGUGCGACGACUGUAACCGAGCCUGCCACAUGUACUGCCUCAAGCCAAAGCUGAAACAGGUUCCCGAAGGAGACUGGUUCUGCCAACGUUGCCGUCCCGAGGAUUACACCAAAAAGAAGCAAACCAAGAAGCGAAAGGUGUUUGAGGAAGAAGAACCGGAGGAGGAGGAAGAAGUGCUGGACGAAACGAUCGCCGACGAUGACAACAGCGACGGCGAUGACGAUUCAGACGGUGAGGAAGAGAUCGUCUGCAAAAAGUGCAAAUCCGGAGGCGCCACCGCAAUUUGCCACACCUGCGGAACCGGCUACCACCCGGAGUGCACCAAAUCGCUGGAUCGCACACCAAAGAAACGAUGGAACUGCGACAAAUGCAGCAAGAGUUCAUCCAAGGCGGAAAAGAAAAAGAAAGCCAAGGAAAGUAGCAAAAAGUCAAAGAAGCGCACGGUUCCGGUUCGGUUAGCUGUGGCGCGCAUCGCAUUUGACAGCGACGAUGAGGACGUGGCAGACGAGCAGGAUGAGGAAGACAUGGAAGUGGCGGAGGAAGAGAUCGAUACUUCGAGGACCAACGGAAACUCUUCGCGAAGACGAAGCUCCAAACGGCAAGCCUCGGAGGAAGCCAGUGACGAUGAUGAGUCGCUCGCGUCGAAAGCCAAGCGCAGUCGUCGAUCAACCUCGAAACGGUCCACGCUAACGAACGGUCAUCAUGCCGAGGAAGAGCUGGAAACGUCCCGCAACAAGUCGUCCCGGCGUUCGACGGUCAACAAUGUGAGCGUAAGCGCAGAUGAGGUCGAACCGGCUCGCCGUGGAAGACGUACCGGCGAGGACAUGCCACUGAACAACAUUGCCCUGUACACGCUGCUCGAGGACGUGCUCAAGCACGAGGAUUCGUGGCCCUUCCGGAGACCUGUUUCGACAAAGGAGGUGCCAGAUUAUUACGACAUUAUCAAGAACCCGAUGGAUUUUGCAAAGAUCAAGUCUAAACUGAACAUGGGCGAGUACACGAUCAACGAGCAGAUGAUGAACGACGUACAGCUGGUGUUCCGCAACUGCGACCUGUACAACACGGACGAAACGGAGAUUUACACGGCCGGUAAAAGCCUGGAACAGUUUGUGCUGCAACGGACGGCCGAACUCGGACUGCCCUUUAAGCCCAGUGACAUGCUGAAGAACAGCGGCAAGAGCGGAAAAUCGUCGGCGACGACACCCGCCGUGAUGAACGGAAACUCACCCAAGGCAGCGACAUCCCAAGAGGGCAGUGCCAGCAAGCGGAGGUCGAUUCGCAAGUAAAUAGUAAGUAAGUAGCGAUGUCUAGAUGUUGAGCAAGUGGUUAAGUUAUUCAUCUCAAAAAAAAAAAAAUAAAAUUGCACAGACACAUUUUAAACAAAUACAAUUACGAACCAAUUUGCUGGCUGGAAAUUACUCACGAGUAUUCUUGUAUUAUGUUUGCGCUGGCAGAACAAGCGAUUGCAGUGCGCACGGCUCCUAGGAACAUAAGUUAAGCUGUUACAGAGCAGCAUUACUCAGUAAGGGAAGGUAGUGAAUGUAACAAGACAAACCCUUUUUUUAAAUAGCGAUAAAUAGGACUGGCAUAACAAAGAGGGGCGGUGCCCUCUUCGGUCAAGCUCGAAUCACAUCAUACGCGUGGGAUUGAACGGCGCUGAGCAGUAGGACACAUUUUUCCGUUACAUUUAUCUAUCUCAUUUUUAAUCAAAUACAGUUUAGACGCUACAAGCUG